Messenger RNA from Gekko japonicus, 2866 nucleotides. It is a transcript of the gene BICC1, whose product is annotated as BicC family RNA binding protein 1. Gene Ontology annotation, cellular component: cytoplasm. The annotation marks the transcript as partial. The transcript is spliced from 18 exons. Gene Ontology annotation, molecular function: protein binding; RNA binding. The record is from RefSeq and is a predicted model, not a curated record. NCBI's taxonomy places the organism in Eukaryota, Metazoa, Chordata, Lepidosauria, Squamata, Gekkonidae.
AUCCCCACAUUAAAGUCUCUGGGAAAAAAGAAAAUGUUAAAGAAGCAAAGGAGAAGAUCAUGUCUGUCUUGGACACAAAAAGUAAUCGAGUCACCUUGAAGAUGGAUGUGUCUCACACAGAGCACUCUCAUGUGAUUGGCAAAGGAGGCAAUAAUAUUAAAAAGGUGAUGGAGGAGACGGGUUGCCACAUCCAUUUCCCAGACUCGAAUAGAAAUAACCAAGCGGAGAAGAGUAAUCAAGUGUCUAUAGCAGGACAGCCAGCCGGAGUUGAGUCUGCCAGAGCUAGAAUACGGGAGCUGCUUCCACUGGUCCUAAUGUUUGAAUUACCUAUAGCUGGAAUCCUUCAACCAAUCCCAGAUCCAAAUUCUCCCACCAUUCAGCAUAUAUCUCAGACAUACAACAUUUCAGUGUCUUUUAAGCAACGUUCCCGGACAUAUGGUGCUACAGUCAUCAUCAGAGGAUCUCAGAAUAAUGCUAGUGCUGUGAAGGAAGGAACUGCUAUGCUUUUGGAGCACCUGGCUGGUAGCCUGGCUUCCGCGAUCCCUGUGAGCACGCAACUCGAUAUAGCAGCUCAGCAUCAUCUCUUUAUGAUGGGUCGAAAUGGCAGCAACAUUAAGCAUAUCAUGCAGAGGACUGGUGCUCAGAUCCAUUUCCCCGAUCCCAGUAACCCACAGAAGAAAUCCACAGUCUACCUCCAGGGCACUAUCGAGUCCGUCUGUCUUGCCAGACAGUACCUCAUGGGUUGCCUUCCUCUUGUGCUGAUGUUCGAUAUGAAGGAAGAAAUCGAUGUAGAACCACACUUUAUAACUCAACUAAUGGAACAGCUGGAUGUCUUCAUUAGUAUUAAGCCAAAGCCAAAGCAACCAAGCAAGUCUGUAAUCGUGAAAAGCGUUGAGCGAAAUGCCUUAAACAUGUACGAGGCACGGAAAUGUCUCCUGGGCCUUGAAAGCAGUGGAGUUGCCAUAGCAACGAGCCCAUCCACAGUCUCCUGUCCCAUUGGCCUCUCGUGUCCUGGCUUGGAUAUCCUAUCCUCAGCUGGGCUAGGACUCACUGGACUCGGUCUCUUGGGUCCCACUGCCUUGUCCGUCAACACAUCCACUACUCCAAAUUCUCUCCUAAAUGCCCUUAAUAGUUCUGUCAGUCCUUUGCAAAGUCCUAGUUCAGGCACACCUAGCCCAACGUUAUGGGCCUCUUCCAUUGCCAAUACAAGUGCCACAGGAUUCUCUGCUAUUCCCCACCUGAUGAUACCAUCUACGGCCCAGGCCGCUUUAACUAGUAUACUUUUGUCCGGAGUGCCAAACUAUAGUCAGAACACACCCUCUCCCCCUCCCGGCUUAACCCCAGUUGAUAUCCAUGUCAAUGGCAUACAAACAGAAAACAAGAAAAGCCAAACUUCUCUGAACGGCCAUGUAAAGACUUCAGCCAUGAAGUACACAGCUCUGUCUGCUGCAUCACUCGGUGAGAAUGUAUUGAGUUCAAACCACAGCGAUCCAUCCCGGCAGAUGAGUAGCCAUAAUGCCUCCGAACAAGUGACGGCCAAGGCAAACGCUGGAGAAGGGUGCAACGAUGCUUUUGUGGAAGUGGGCAUGCCGAGAAGCCCUUCGCAUUCUGCAAAUGCCAGCGACCUGAAGCAAAUGAUGAGUUCCUCCAAGCCGCCCUGUGCGAAGAGGCAGACCGUAGAGUUGUUGCAAGGCACCAAAAACUCGCACUUGCACACCGCAGAGAGGUUACUGUCGGAUUCUGAGCUGAGCGCUUCAGAGGGCCCCGUGGCAGAUAAAAAAGCCCCCGGAAGUGAGCGAGCGGCUGAGAGGGCCGCAGCUGCCCAGCAGAAUUCGGAAAGGGCCCGCCUUGCUCCGCGGUCAUCGUAUGCGAACAUGCAGGCAUUUGACUAUGAACAGAAGAAGCUGUUAGCAACCAAAGCAAUGUUAAAGAAGCCAGUUGUCACAGAAGUGAGGACGCCAACCAACACCUGGAGUGGACUUGGCUUCUCCAAAUCCAUGCCAGCUGAAACAAUCAAGGAACUAAGGCGAGCUAACCAUGUAUCAUACAAGCCGUCUAUGACGAUAACAUACGAGGGUUCAUCAAUGUCUCUCUCGCGGUCCAACAGCCGGGAGCACCUGGGCGGCAGUAGUGACUCUGAUAACUGGAGAGAUCAUAACGGCAUCGGUCCGGCAGCUCCCAGCAAUUUUGUCUCGUCCAUUGGCAGCCCUAAACGGAAACAAAACAAAUCCACUGAACAUUAUCUCAGCAGCAGCAACUACAUGGACUGCAUCUCUUCGCUGACCGGAAGCAACGGCUGUAACUUGAACAGUCUAUUUAAAGGGUCGGACCUGCCCGAGCUGUUCAGCAAACUGGGCUUGGGCAAAUACACAGACAUAUUCCAGCAACAAGAGAUUGAUCUUCAGACGUUCCUAACUCUCACAGAUCAGGAUCUAAAAGAGCUUGGGAUUACUACUUUUGGUGCACGAAGGAAAAUGCUGCUUGCAAUCUCAGAACUGAACAAAAACCGAAGAAAACUGUUCGAGCCCUCCAGCAUCCGUGCCUCAUUCCUGGAAGGCGGAGCUAGCGGACGGCUGCCGCGUCAGUAUCACUCGGACAUUGCUAGCGUGAGCGGCCGCUGGUAGCAGUAAAGGGAAGCUCUUGCGGUCGACUGCGCAACCUGACAUGGCGAUCCUGUGGACGGCCAUCACUGCACACCACCCUCUGCACUUUGGGAGUCUAGGUACCGAGGACCAAAGCCUUUCUUUUCUGCACAAAACCCUUGUGCCAAAAAAAAGAGAGAGAGAAAGAGAGAACACUCGUUUUUGUCUUUCCAAGCACCAAAUGUGGAUUGUUUUACUUGUGUAGAUUGGACAGAAUUUGCAAU